CCUACUGGCCUUCUGCUAAAAACAGCCGGGCCCGGGGGGAAUAUGAGUUUUCAGGCCUCCCCCUCCUCGCCCAGGCAGGUAUUAAAGAGGCCGAAGUCGGGCCAGACCGGCCGGACACCAUGCUAUUCACCCAGACUGCUCACUUCGUGGUGAAUUUUCUUCUGUCCCGGCGGCCCCGGGCCACGGCCCCGCACCGCCUGGACCAGGAGUUGUGUUUCUGGGGCAGCCGGGGCCCGGUCUUGCCGGCGCCCGCCGCCCGCCGCAGCCUGGGCGACUAUUGGCUGAGCCCGCAGCGCCGCCACCCUCCGGGUGCCGCCUGGCGCUGGCCCGCACGCAACCUGUUACUGCUGCCCCCGGCCACCGGCCUGGCCGACGUGCCCUCGGCGCGCUGGCCCAGCUGCUACGGCGCGCGCCCGAGACUAACGUGGAAGCACCGGUGGCAGAAUAUUAACUACUAUUUCCUGGGCAAAAGGAAGCGACAUCUAGUUCCCUUGCGCCCGUGAGAGCCGGGACUUGGGGAGACAGGCUUCAGGCUCUAUCACAUGAUGAUCCUGGGGCCGACUUGUGCCAAGGCUGGGCUGAGAGGGAAGA
Nomascus leucogenys (northern white-cheeked gibbon) is the source of this 591-nucleotide messenger RNA. RefSeq lists its product as uncharacterized. Lineage: Eukaryota; Metazoa; Chordata; Mammalia; Primates; Hylobatidae. The record is from RefSeq and is a predicted model, not a curated record.